GCUACGUUCGUGUUCUAUGGCUACAUGAAAUAACAGUUCACAACAGUUACCCAGAUUUACCGAGCAAAAGAUGAUGGUUGUUCUUCCCUCUUGUGCUACGCAAACGUUCAGGUCGGACUCACCAUUUAAUGAGUCGUUGAUCCAGUCAUGAUGUCACCAGUGCGCUGUGUUCAUCCUGCAACGAAAGCCGCUACAUAUACUUGCAGACGGCCGCACAUAAUUGCGAUAAACCGCUGCUCCAGACGAGUCAUCCGGCAGCAAGACCAAAUUCUUGUUUCUCGUUUUCACUAACAAGGAUUUAUACGCCAUGGCCCACGCAGCGCAUCACCUGCACAAACGGUUCGAGCCCAAGCCCGAUGUGCAAGCACUAACAGGCGACGCAAAGCGCGAGGUGGACUUCGAGCCGCAUCCGGAGAGGUCGCUGGAUAUAUCGGCCGGGCAAAGGCAGAUCAUGCAGAAGAUCAUAAAUCUGUACUCUGGCAGUGCCUCAGAGGAGGAUAUGCAAGUGUACGACAAAGAUGCAAUCCACGACGAUCCAUUCUCAUACUGUGACACGCGGCUCAAGAUUGCUGGCAAGCUGCGCAGUCUAAAGACAGAGGUGGUCAAGGAUACACCGUCUGAGAUUAUUAUGGAGCAGCGACAUGAAUACACACUGAAACUUCUGGGUACGCCAAAGGCGGUCGUCAGUCUUAUAUCGCUGGGACUGGAUAACCAAGGGAACGUGCGGUACCACAAGGAUAUGUGGAACGAGAGGAACUAUAACCAUGAAGGCCUUGGGGAAUUUUUUUAA
Truncatella angustata is the source of this 790-nucleotide messenger RNA. RefSeq lists its product as uncharacterized. NCBI's taxonomy places the organism in Eukaryota, Fungi, Ascomycota, Sordariomycetes, Amphisphaeriales, Sporocadaceae. The transcript has 3 exons. The record is from RefSeq and is a predicted model, not a curated record. The coding region runs from base 308 to 790 and encodes 160 amino acids.